CUCCAACUCAUAAUCGAGUUCGUGUGUGCGCAGUGUGUGUGCAUCCUAGACUUUCAGUUUUCGGUUUGCCACAUAUAAAUACGCCUUGUGGCAGCAGUCACAGAUCAGUCAGAAUUCGGCGCUGCUCCCAAGCGCUAGCCUCAUCCCAGUGAUACCAGAGAUUCGAGAUUCGAGAUCAGUGGUGGUCCGUUGCCCAGCUCCUCCUGUGGAAUAUGUUCAAGCUACUCGGUGUGACGCUGCUGCUGGCAGCUGUGGUCCUUGGGCGACCGGAGCCGCCUGUAAACUCGUAUCUGCCGCCGUCGGAUAGCUACGGAGCCCCGGGUCAGAGUGGUCCGGGUGGCCAGGGCGGUCCAGGCGGCAGGCCUUCCGAUUCCUAUGGAGCACCGGGCGGUGGAAAUGGAAACGGAGGACGUCCCUCGGACAGCUAUGGUCCUCCGGGCUUGGGUCAAGGCCAAGGCCAAGGACAAGGUGGCUUUGGCGGCAAACCGUCGGACACCUAUGGAGCUCCUGGUAGCAACGGCAAUGCUGGUCGUCCUUCGAGCAUUUAUGGCGCACCUGGUGGCGGAAGUGGCGGUAAUGGCGGUCGUCCUUCGGACACUUAUGGCGCUCCUGGAGGUGGAAGUGGCGGUAAUGGCGGACGUCCUUCGGACACUUAUGGUGCUCCUGGAGGUGGAAGUGGCAACGGCGGUCGUCCUUCAAGCAGUUAUGGUGCUCCUGGACAAGGUCAAGGCGGCUACAACAAUGGAAACGGCAAUGGCGGUCGUCCUUCGAGCAGUUACGGUGCCCCUGGUGGCGGAAGUGGCGGUAAUGGCGGACGUCCUUCGGAUACUUAUGGCGCCCCUGGUGGCGGAAGUGGUAAUGGCGGACGUCCCUCGAGCAGCUAUGGCGCUCCUGGCCAGGGUCAAGGUGGUCAGGGUGGAUUUGGUGGACGUCCUUCGGACACGUACGGUGCUCCGGGCCAGAAUGGCAACGGUGGUCGUCCGUCGAGCAGCUAUGGAGCUCCAGGAUCUGGACCCGGCGGUCGUCCCUCCGACUCCUAUGGACCUCCGGCCUCAGGAGCUGGAGCAGGCGGUGCGGGAGGCAGUGGCCCAGGACAAUCAGGCAGCGGCGGCGGCGGCGGCGGCUCCGAUUACGAGAAUGAUGAGCCCGCCAAGUACGAAUUUAAUUACCAGGUUGAGGACGCGCCCAGCGGACUCUCGUUCGGGCAUUCAGAGAUGCGCGACGGUGACUUCACCACCGGCCAGUACAAUGUCCUGUUGCCCGACGGAAGGAAGCAAAUCGUGGAGUACGAAGCCGACCAGCAGGGAUACAGGCCGCUCCGUUAUGAGGGUGACGCCAACGAUGGCACUGGCAGCGGUGCCUCAGGUCCUGGUGGCCAGAACCUGGGUCCUGAUGGUUACUCUAAUGGCAGACCAGGAGGUAACGGAGGCAAUGGCAAUGGUGGUUACUCCGGCGGACGUCCAGGCGGUCAGGACUUGGGAGCAGGAGGUUACUCUAAUGGCCGUCCUGGUGGUCAAGAUUUGGGCCCAGGAGGUUACUCUGGUGGUCGUCCCGGUGGUCAGGACUUGGGCCAAGGAGGCUAUUCCGGCGGCCGGCCCGGCGGUCAGGACUUGGGUCGUGAUGGUUACUCUGGCGGACGUCCUGGUGGCCAGGACUUUGGCCCCGGGGGCUACUCCAACGGCAGACCAGGUGGUAAUGGAGGUAAUGGCAAUGGAAAUGGUGGCUCAGAUGGUCGCGUAAUCAUCGGUGGACGUGUCAUUGGUGGCGGUCAGGAUGGCGGCGAUCAGGGUUACUAUGGACGUCCUGGCGGCCAGGAUCUGGGACGCGACGGCUACUCUAGCGGUCGUCCCGGCGGUCGUCCCAAUGGUCAGGAUAGCCAGGAUGGCCAGGGCUACUCGAGCGGCAAGCCAGGUGGUCAGGGCGGCAGGAACGGAUUCGGACCAGGUGGCCAGAAUGGCGACAACGAUGGCAGCGGCUAUCGGUACUAG
Drosophila serrata is the source of this 1988-nucleotide messenger RNA. RefSeq names its product pro-resilin (gene resilin). Gene Ontology annotation, cellular component: extracellular matrix. The record is from RefSeq and is a predicted model, not a curated record. NCBI's taxonomy places the organism in Eukaryota, Metazoa, Arthropoda, Insecta, Diptera, Drosophilidae.